AUGAUCAAGCAGGAGAAGCCGGAGAGGCUGCUGCAGACGCCGGCCCCGCAGGCCGGGCUUGCGGAGAAGGACAAGGAGAACAUUUUCCAGCAGCACCGCGGCCUCCGGCCAUGCCAGGGCAUGGGGCAGCCUGGAGCUCUGUGGACCCCGGAGACUGGGGGGCCGCGGUGGGCCGCGCCUGAGCAGCAGCAGCACGCCCGGCUGGCAGGCCGAGCCCCGCCCCUGAGCCCCGCGCUGGCUGCCGGCGAGGGUCACUUCGUGUGCGUGGACUGCGGGAAGAGGUUCGGCUGGUGGUCGUCCCUGAAGAUCCACCAGCGCACCCACACCGGGGAGAAGCCCUACCUCUGCGGCAAGUGCGGCAAGCGCUUCAGCCAGAAGCCCAACCUGGCGCGCCACCAGCGGCACCACACGGGCGAGCGGCCCUUCUGCUGCCCGGAGUGGGCCUCCGCAUCCACCAGCGCGCGCACGCCCGCGGCCGCCAGGGCGCCCGGGCCCCGCGCUCGGGGGCCCCGCGGGGGCCGCUCCGGGGCGGCGGGCGAGCAGCGCCAGUUCAUCUGCACCGAGUGCGGCAAGAGCUUCUCGUGGUGGUCGUCGCUGAGCAUCCACCGGCGCAGCCACACCGGCGAGCGGCCCUACGCCUGCCCCGAGUGCGGCCGCCGCUUCAGCCAGAAGCCCAACCUCACGCGCCACCUGCGCAACCACACCGGCGAGCGGCCGCACCUGUGCGCCGCCUGCGGCCGCGGCUUCCGCCAGAAGCAGCACCUGCUCAAGCACCAGCGCACGCACCUGCCCGGGCAGCGCCAGUUCAUCUGCACCGAGUGCGGCAAGAGCUUCUCGUGGUGGUCGGCGCUCACCAUCCACCGGCGCAUCCACACCGGCGAGCGGCCCUAUGCCUGCCCCGAGUGCGGCCGCCGCUUCAGCCAGAAGCCCAACCUCACCCGGCACCGGCGCAACCACACCGGCGAGCGGCCCUACCUGUGCGCCGCCUGCGGCCGCGGCUUCCGCCAGAAGCAGCACCUGCUCAAGCACCAGCGCGUGCACCGCGUGGCGGCCGCGCCCCGGCCCCGCCCGGCCGAGGAGGCGCCGUACCAAGCUAUGGGCGAGUUAGACCUCCCGGCCUCACGGGGCUGCUGUGCGGCUGCGGCGACGCCGGCGACGGCGGCUGCGGCGGAUCGGAUCCGGGCUCGGGAGGCGGCGCCACGCUUUGGCAUCGCAUGUAAGGUUCGCCGAAGGGAGGCCGCCACGUGGUUUCAGCAGCUGACUUUGGGUGGGGGUGGGGGCGACCCGCCCUCCCCGGAGACGCAGGCGCGCAGAGAGCGCGCAGAGAGCGGGAACAAACGGUGGGGCCAUCGCGGAGUGCCCAUGACCGAGCUGGUGUCGUCCAGGGGCCGGUCCCCGCUCGGGGACGGGGAGGAGGGCCCCGGGGAGGAGCCGGGCCUGGUCAUCCACCAGCCCGCCGAGGAGCCGCCGCACCGCUGCCCGCUGUGCGGCCAGACCUUCUCGCAGCAGCCCAGCCUGGUGCGGCACCAGAAGGCGCACGCCGGGGCGGGCCGCGCGGCCGCCUUCGUGUGCCCCGAGUGCGGCAAGGCCUUCAGCGUGAAGCACAACCUGGAGGUGCACCAGCGCACGCACACCGGCGAGCGGCCCUUCCCCUGCCCGGAGUGCGGCCGCUGCUUCAGCCUCAAGCAGAACCUGCUCACGCACCGGCGCAUCCACAGCGGCGAGAAGCCGCACCAGUGCGCGCAGUGCGGCCGCUGCUUCCGCGAGCCGCGCUUCCUGCUCAACCACCAGCGCACGCACGCGCGCAUGCCCGCGCCGCACCCGCGCCGGCCCGGCGUCUUCGGGGAGCGGCGGCCCUACUUCUGCCCGCGGUGCGGCAAGAGCUUCGCGCGCGAGGGCUCGCUCAAGACCCACCAGCGCAGCCACGGCCACGGGCCCGAGGCCCAGGCGCCCCACCUAGGCCGCGUGCUGUGAGGCACGCCUGCGGGCCGCCGCCCCGUCGGCACCGGCCCGAGGCCUUGGGGACAGGCGCUGGGCUGCGGUCGCCUGGGGGGGUGGGCUUCUGGGAGAGGGGGAGAGCCAGACGUGGGGUGCUGGGGUGUGGCUCGGGCCUUCCCCCGCAGAUCCUCUGGCCGGCAGCACGCCGCGGCUUUGGGCUCCAGCGUUGGACUCGUGCGGCCUACAAAGCAGAUGUGAAGUGGACAGGACUUCAGGACCCACAAGGUGCAGGGCACAUCUGGGCACAGAGAUGUCAUGAUGUUGGAAACAUGGCUGGCACUGCCCCUAGGUCUGAGAACACGUCCUAAGAAGACCUACCUCGGAAGUGCCCUGCAGUGACCUGUAGAGAGGACCCAACGGAGCCUGGCAUUAGAGGCCCAUUGCACGUCCCUGUGGGAAGACAGGCCUAGUUUGGCCUGGGCAGGUCUACACGCAUGGCUGCCUGACCUUGGACUUGAGCUCUCCCCGAGGCACCAGGGACAGCACCUGUGUAGAGAGCUGGCUUCUCUGCUUCUGCCUGGCUGAAGUUCAAAGAGGGAAAGUGCCGGAUUUGAGCCAGGGCAGCAAGUUGGUGGCAGAGCUGGCUUUAGAGACCAAAUGUUCCCCCAAAUAUGAAGGACACUUGUGGGUUUUCUGAGUCAGAAAGGUUCUUUGCAGUGUUGGAGAGGGCCGCCCUUAGCAAAUCUGAGGAAGCCUUGGACUUCUCUUGAGAACACACGUCCUCACGUGGACUUAACAAUCCCAGGCAACUACUCCCAACUCCCAGCCCUGUGGGCCUCAGCUUUCCUCACCUGGCGUUCAUAGAACCCUCCCCCCCAUCUAGGGUUCCAUACAAAUAGUGUUUCUCCCCCCCACCCCCCCAGACUCCUUCCCUUGUUUGGGAAUAAAGAAUUCUGAGUUGGAAGCCCUUUCAGUCAAUCCCUUCUCCCACCCCAACGGUGAUUAGAUUUCUGGAAUCGAGUUUCUCUUUCCUGACACUGCAGUGUGGGGAGCAGGUCUCCCGGGUUAAUUCUGUGUUUCUCGUCCUUCCUGGAAGCCAGCUGGUUUUCACAAUGGUGCUUUGUGCUUGGGCGUUGGCUCCGAUUUCACUGAGGUCUCCAGGGGCUGGGGAGACCAGACUGCUGAGAGGCUGGUGGAAGCCCGAGUCUGGUCUGUGUCCACCCCAGCCCCAGGCAGGUGUCCAGCGGGAAGAGCGGGGAGGAAGAGGUCCAGAGCUCUGCUCUGGAGUGUGGGUAAGGCGGGCAGUGAGCGGUGCAUCCUCACGUUUAGGGGUGGGUAGCAGGCUGCACACCUGCGUGUGUUAGUUGGGAGCACAAGAGUGCACACCGCCCCUGAAAAAAGUGCCCCUUGGGAGAGGUGGGACCCCUGGGAAUGGGAUGGAAGCCUGUGGAUUCCUGCCCUGUGGUCUUUCUGCUCCUGUUACCCAGGAGGUUUGCCCCCACCAUCGAUCGUCCUGGGGUUGCCGAGGGAGGCCAGAGACAGGGGAGGCACUUUGUGCCCCUAAAACUUGCAUUCAGCAUUGAUCUUUGGCUAAUCUAGAGGAAACCUCAGAACACAUCCCUUCUCUGCUACUGGUCCAGCAGUCUCCUCCAUGUCCUAACUGUGCCCUGCCCCCCAUUUGUGCCCCC
Dipodomys spectabilis (banner-tailed kangaroo rat) is the source of this 3626-nucleotide messenger RNA. RefSeq names its product zinc finger protein 775-like. The transcript has 8 exons. Gene Ontology annotation, molecular function: DNA-binding transcription repressor activity, RNA polymerase II-specific. The record is from RefSeq and is a predicted model, not a curated record. Gene Ontology annotation, biological process: negative regulation of transcription by RNA polymerase II. NCBI's taxonomy places the organism in Eukaryota, Metazoa, Chordata, Mammalia, Rodentia, Heteromyidae. Bases 1 to 1974 code for a protein of 657 amino acids.